This is a messenger RNA of Trematomus bernacchii (emerald rockcod), 4998 nucleotides long. Its product is annotated as APC membrane recruitment protein 1-like. Gene Ontology annotation, cellular component: plasma membrane. NCBI's taxonomy places the organism in Eukaryota, Metazoa, Chordata, Actinopteri, Perciformes, Nototheniidae. Gene Ontology annotation, biological process: regulation of canonical Wnt signaling pathway. The record is from RefSeq and is a predicted model, not a curated record. Gene Ontology annotation, molecular function: beta-catenin binding; phosphatidylinositol-4,5-bisphosphate binding. The transcript is spliced from 2 exons. The coding region runs from base 529 to 3585 and encodes 1018 amino acids.
GAGAUUUGGGUACAUUUUACCUGAGAAGUCGGGAAAAGAAUCAUCACCCAGCAUUUCAACGCAUGCUGGGGUUUUUUGCGGAGGUAUAAGUAAAUUUGGCAUGCGUGGUUAAACCAGGCUCAGUGUUCACAAAUUAUGCGAAUUUAAACGGAACAGUUUUACUGCGAUGUGCUGCAGCCAUCGUUAGCAACAGACUCACACUACAACCACUACUGCACUUUGUGGGCUUUACGUUGUUAGCAAGCACCCCGGCUAGCUAACAGUGGCUGGGAACAAAUGAAACCGUAUCUGGUGAAAGCUACUCCGGGGCCCGAGUCGAGCACUCGCCUUCAGCAGUAAGUUAAAGUUAGCAGAAAGCUAACUUCUUCUCCCGGUGAAAACCCAACACCGGCUCUGGGCUGCAGGAUUCUGGCUUCGGUCGGGGUCCUAGCAGAUGGAGGAGAAAACAGCUGCAGUGAUCCUGUCGGCUAAUUCAGAACAUUCAGCUACCAUGCCUUCUGUUUGACUGCUUUUGUGAACCUAGCAGCCAUGGCUUCUCGUGAGGUAGCUAAGCUACCAAGUGACAGCAAGGAUUUGGCUUCCGUCUCUGCAGAGAUGUCCCAAUGUGGCCCCGAUGACAUCAUGGAAGAGCCUCAGCUGGACACUAUGAAUACUACGGUGAAAUCUCAAAAAUCUGGGAAAUUUAGGAGAACUGCCCUGACAUUUUUCGGAGUUCGUAAAAAUAUCUGUAUUUUACCUAAUUUCUUUGGAGGAAGGAGUAAAAAUCUGAGCAAGUGGUCUUCUAAGAAAGCAAUCAAUAAAAGCAGAACACAUGAUGGGCUGAGUAAUCUUAGUCAUGAUGACAAUCUGAGAAGUGGGUACAACUCAGCUGGAGAUUUAGUGUGCCACGACCCAAGAGGCUCUGCUGGAGAGCUCCACAGUAGUUGUCACAAUGAAUGUAGUCACCUGGGUGCUGACCAGAAAUCACUCACCCGUCAGAAAAGGGGUUUCAGGAGUCUUUUUCAAAGUUUUAGGUAUCACAGAAACCACAGAAAUGCUGGAUCGGAUAAACCUGAAAUGAUUGCUAUGUCCUCUCCUCGCUGCAAAAAAAAGGUGCCUGUUGUCCAGGACAACACCAAGCAGUAUGUCACUGAGUGCCUGGAGUCUGAACCUGAUGUGCCUGAUUUUGCAGAUGUUUCAUGUGACCUGUCCAUUGGCGCUGAAUGUGUUGAUGCUGUUGAGAUGUCUUCACAGAAGGGUGUGGAGCAAGACAGCCCCAAAUCCGAGCUUGGUGCUGAGACAUGUGAUAAUGAAAUGGAGGAAAUGAGUUUGAUGGCCGUAGUUUUCAGUGAAUUGAAGGAAAGUUCACGAGGACACAGCGAGCCAUGUCUGAAACUCGAGACGAUGUCCGAGUCGUUGCUGAAGUCUGAAACACCUACCGGCUCAUCAGAUCAGCUAAACAUGAUUUAUGGAGACGUGGCAUCAUUAAAAAGCUUUGAUUCUCUCACUGGCUGUGGGGACAUUAUCGCAGACCAAGAAGACGACAGCAUCACAGAGAGCACCGUGUCUGGAGAGAGGAGCAGAAGUGGAGGAAAGCGGGCCUCUUGCUAUCUUACUUAUCAGGGUGGCGGCGAAGAAAUGGCCUCACCUGAAGAUUUGGAUGGAGAGUGUCUUCAGGAUUUCUGGGGAAAUACUGCGUCAGAAGAAAUGUGCUAUACUUGCAACCAAGAUAUCACAGAUUUGACUGCUGACCUGACAAGUUCUCACAAUAUGGACUUACUGAACAGUAACAGUGCACAGCAAGCCAGUGGCAUGGACGCUUCUUCCAUGGCUGAUGUGUUGACUCCUCAAAGCGAGCAUCAGGAAUCAGUACCAACUAGUGAUGAGGGCUACUAUGAUUCAACUACCCCCGGGCCAGAUGACAGACAGGAGAGCUCUGACAGACUGAGGGGAGAGAGAUUACCCAGGGACAGUUACAGCGGUGAUGCCCUUUAUGAACUUUUUGCACCUGAUGAGAGUCUCAUCAGUCCACAUUAUGAAAACAAAUCAAAGCUGCCUGGUUCAAAACAAUAUUUAAGUGAGCCGGUUGAUGUGACAGAUUCUGCCUUUGUUCCAGACAUGAACCGAUUACAAAUAAGUGGCCAACUCUAUGAAGUUCACGGUUUUCCAGAAAGGCCGAGCACAUGCAGCAGAUCCUCGGAGUCGGCACAAAAGGCGAUGGGUCGGCAGGAAAUCGGCAGAAACAAAAACUGUAAUUUAGAUUCAGCCAAUAAGAAUAAUACAGAGCCCAAUGUGUUUGAGGACAAGGGAAAUAUGUCUCCUGCUUCCAGUGAAAAAAUAACAAAAUCUGUAAACGCUGAGCGUGAGAAACGGCACAGCAGCGUUUCAUUCGGCAGCACGUCCGACCCAGAUUUUGAAACAUUCUGUGAACCCAAAGAGCAGCAUCUUGAGGAAAACAAGCCUGUGGCUUUGCCGUAUAAAAACAUCAGUUCUCAAUCUGCGGUUUAUAUCAACGACUCAGAUGAUGGGCAAACUGUGUGUUUCUCUCAAGCACUUGUGGACUACACAAAGCACUCUCAGAUGCUGAGUAACUUGCACAACGAUGGGGACGAUUUGGAGACAAACUCUGCCUUCACUUCAAAUAUGCAGGCCUUACCUACCAUAGUCACAUUUGAUGUAGUGGAUAUGCACAAUGAGGGUGAAUAUGACGAGCAGAUCCACAUGGAACUGGAGGAGGACAUCUCAUCGCCCUAUCAGGAUUUUGAGGAGAGCUACCUACAAAAAGAUGCAUUUGCCGAAUGUGACUAUCAAAUGUUAGACAUGUAUGAACAGAACCUGAUCAGUAACACAUGGGCAAUUGCUAGUCUCCCAAGGCACCUUGGCCUUACAAGAGUCAGUCAGUCCAUGCCUAAUGCAUCGUCUCUGGACAGGAGAAGUAGGUCUCUGGACAGAGAGAGCCUUGACUUGAAGAUGCCUGACACAUACAGAGAGAACAGAGCUGCUAUCGUUGCUUCUCCUCAAAGUGAAACAGACUCCUCAACAUAUUACAAGAGGAAUGUACUUGUGUCUGCAUCCGAGGUUAUAGACAGAAGCAGCAUUAUGGCCUUAUCUUGGCAAACUAGAUCAGAAAUGGCUUUAAGCCUUCCUCUCACAGACGGGGGAUUCACUGAAAAAGUACAGAGUCUCAGUCAAACCCAAGUCAAACGCAAAAUAAUGUCGAGUUCAUCCAGCAGCGAAUCUCCCAGCAGUAAAACGCAACUUUGCUCUAAGGUGUCAGACAAAGUGUCCUGUGAUUUGAAUUCACAGAACAACAGGCAGCAGCACCUUCCGUCACAGGCAGACUCUUGUUUACCUCAUAGCACCUUUCUUUAUUCUGGAAUGAUGGAUGGUGAAUCAGACGAUGUAGAUGAGGAUGUUUUUUGUAAAGCUGCCACUCAUUUGCAUUCCUACAAUAAGUGUGGGAAAAGCAGACCAGUGGACGCAGCAUCUCAUACUGGGAGUCUUCUGAACACAGGGGGGCUUAAUGAUGAUAUGGCCGUCCUCAGUGAAACAAGAACACCCAGGGAUGUGGCCGGCAACAAACUCCCAGAGGCAACCUAUAAUUGACAUUGGCAUUGGGAUCACAUGUGUUUGUGCUAUUAAUGAGUGCUUUCAUGUUACAUCCAAAAGAUAAAUUGUUGCUUAAUUUUUUUACUUGCACAGUGGGUUUAUUUGACAGGACAUGAAUUGUAAAUGUUCUGCCUGUGCCAUCAUGCUGCAUUAAGUACAUGGCUGUCUCAUUGGGAAGUCAAAAGGGAUUUCCUGCAUUUGCACAGUAACAGUUGCUUGUUUCGCACAGGCCACGUACAUGUCCGUGUAUUGAAAGUGACUGAGCAAGUAAUUGUUUCUUUUUCAUUAAGAAUGCUCACAGAUUCAUCUCAUUAAGCUAUUGAAUAGAAUGUUCCCUGUAUGUAGCCUCAGUGUCUCAAUAGUAAUGCAACACUUUAUGUUAUUUAAUGGUUAUUAUCCUGGUUUCUUUAUCACAGCCCUGAAACACAUGUAUGCUUUAAGUGCCGGCUUAUGUUUACUGCUUUUUAACAGCCUCCUGUGAGCUUUAUGUUGAUUUGUCGAUCCACAAUAAGAAAAUAUGUCUCUUCUAAAUACCUCUAUGGGGGUAUAUAUGAAAUACAUUUAGCUUUUUUUGGCUUAAUCUUAAAACAUCUCACAGCUAGUUCUUCCCCUCCAACCCAGAAUGUGAUAAGCACGUAUUGGAGAUGUAAAGAUGAUCUGAUACUUCAUGAAUCUUAACUUCAGCUGCUCCUUCUUUUACAUACUCUAGAUAGCUUUACAAGGCAUAUCAACUUCUACUACUUCUAUUCUAAAUAUCACAUAUAGUUACCCGGUGUAUGAGAGUGCUUUACAUGACACUUUGAAGAAACAGCAAGAUAUAUAUAUAUAUACAAAAUGAUAGGGGGAAACAAAUCAAGGAAGACAAAUAAAACAAGUUUGACCUAAUAGUCUCACAUUUAAUGUGUUACUUGUGUCCUGAGAAGCCCCUUUUGGCCUUACUGUGAAUGCUGUUUUGUUUUCAUUUUCAACACCAGAAGGGUACAACUCUCACUGAACUGAUGCACUCACUUAUUGCAUUACUAUAAGAUUGUGGAAUGAAUUUUGGAUUUUCUUAGAAUUAUGAAAUGUCAACAGACAAACUUGUAUUUUCAUGUAUAAUUUUCUCGUGCAUUUGAUGUUUGAUCAGUCCAAGGUCAAACUUCCAGAUGUCGUUUUUUAUAGUGUAUUAAUGAAAACAUGUCAAAUAAUUUGUAUUUAUAUUCUCAAUUUGUACACUGUAACAUUGUAUUCUGACUGGUUAUUACAAAUUGGCAAUUUUCCUUUUAUUUGAGUUUUCUUUUGUUGUUUUGGAUUUCUUUUUUUAAAAUUAAGUUACACCCAUGUUACAUUAGGGGAUACCUCUUGAACUUCUGUUACUGUUUUGUCAGAAUAGAACACUGCCUUAUAUUAAAAUAAACAUGACUAGACAUA